AUGGCCUUCUAUGGAGUUUCCAAUAAAUGUAGUGACCGCAUACCCGUUUUUGUAUUUAUGAUCUUCUUGGAUUGGUUCGAAUAUAUCCUCCUGACGUCGUCGUCCUUCCGACUCGACCCCAACCUCGACGAACAAAACACAGUCCAAGCCAAGUCUCGGGAACGUGUUUUCCCACCACCGCUCGAUGACGUUGCGUACGACUCCCGUGAUAGAGACGCGUUCGUCGCUGCCCGACACGCCGCGGCAACAGCGAACGAUUCUUUCGCGUUGGAAAUGAAGGAACGGGCUCGUACCCGUCGCGCCCGACAAGAUCAGGUCGUCUCGGACCUCAAAGUCCAAAUCCGUCGUGUCGAAGCCGCACUCCAGGCGGAAACCAAACGACGGGUACACGGACUCCAAAAUCUCCAACAACAGACGGAGGCCAGUAUCCGCACACUGCAAGAAAAUUUGGAAGAGUCCUGGCGACUCCAACAAACAGCCACGGACGAUCGCUGGCAACAACUGGCCGACCGAUUGACCGCUUUGGAAGAGUCCUGGCGUGUCCACGUGGCGCGCUGGGAAGACCGCACCGGUUCGGAAAGUGCACAGGCGCGGGAGAUGCUACGGGAACUGCAGGAGCAGGCGGAAGUGGCGCAGAGGGAGCGAGAGAUUCGUGAAGAGAGUUUGCGACAGCGAUUGGAAAACGUCGCGCAAGAAGCGGAACAAGCCUGGGACGAAGCCCGACGCGAACGGCGCGCGGCGACCGACGAACUGCAAACGCGGCUCGAACGAUACGACGACAACGUGGAAGCGCACGUUCAGGGAUUGCAACAAACCCUACGGCAAGAAUUAGCCGCCCUGCAGGCCGAUCUGCAAAGGGAACAAACGGAACGAGCGACGGCGGAUCAAGAUAUUGCCAAUGUCUUGAAUCGCUACACGGAAACGAUACAGAACAGUUUGGCCGUCGUUUCGGACGUAUAG
Molecule: messenger RNA, 960 nt
Organism: Phaeodactylum tricornutum CCAP 1055/1
Lineage: Eukaryota; Bacillariophyta; Bacillariophyceae; Surirellales; Neidiaceae
Exons: 4
Coding region: 1-960 (319 amino acids)
Molecular function (GO): structural constituent of cytoskeleton
Source: RefSeq, a predicted model, not a curated record